This is a messenger RNA of Komagataella phaffii GS115, 1308 nucleotides long. RefSeq names its product Mitogen-activated kinase kinase involved in protein kinase C signaling pathway. The record is from RefSeq and is a predicted model, not a curated record. Gene Ontology annotation, molecular function: protein kinase activity; ATP binding. The coding region runs from base 1 to 1308 and encodes 435 amino acids. Gene Ontology annotation, biological process: protein phosphorylation. The transcript has a single exon. NCBI's taxonomy places the organism in Eukaryota, Fungi, Ascomycota, Pichiomycetes, Pichiales, Pichiaceae.
AUGAUUCAUAAAAUGUCAAGAUCCAGUGACGCUAACCCUCCAGAGGUUAUGAUAGGAUCACCAAAGAGCAGAAGGCCCAUGUUUAUACCUGAAAUUUCUUCAAAGAGGGCUAGUUCACCUUCGAAUCGACCAAAGUUGCCCGGCUUGUCAAUUCCUGCCGCAAUAUCGAGCUCUACAUCAACGUCUAUAACGUCGAAUCCUGAACCAAGAACAAACCAGAAGCCAGCAAUAUUAGGCAUACCAUCCACCAGGACGCGAGGCAAGAGCCCAGUUGCUUUAAAUGCUCUCAAUACGGAGGUCUCUGAAUCACCAGCGCUAUUAGAAGAACUUCAGAGUCUGAGUCUAGCGGAGGGUAAACCGGGGAAUUCAAAAGUAAACGUAUACGACAAAGAAAUAGACGACUUGGAGGAAGAUGAUUGGAAAUAUCUGUUCAAUAACGACGAUAUUGCAGAGCUUGAUGUUCUUGGUGAAGGUAUUGGAGGCAGCGUCAGAAAGUGUAAAUUAAAGCACAACAGUAGAUUGUUUGCUCUAAAAAUUAUAACAACAGACCCAAACCCCGAUUUUCAAAGACAAAUGAUCAGAGAACUAAAAUUUAAUCGAAGCUUUAAUUCGCCUAAUAUCGUGCAGUACUAUGGAACCUUUAUCAAUGAAAAAUCAGCUUCGAUCUACAUCUGCAUGGAAUAUAUGGGAGGUAAAUCAUUGGAUGCCAUUUACAAAAAUAUCAAAACAAGGGGAGGAAGGAUAGGAGAAAAGGUAUUGGGAAAAAUAGCGGAAAGCGUGCUAAAAGGAUUGUCCUACCUUCAUGAAAGAAAGAUUAUACAUCGGGAUAUCAAACCCCAGAAUAUUUUACUUAGUUUCAAUGGAGAAGUCAAAUUAUGCGAUUUUGGUGUCAGCGGAGAGGUAAUUAAUAGUUUAGCAACAACAUUCACAGGAACGUCUUAUUAUAUGGCGCCAGAAAGGAUCAAGAAUGAACCAUAUACAGUGACUAGUGAUGUUUGGUCUUUAGGGUUGACGUUAUUAGAGGUAGCCCAAGGAAGAUUCCCAUAUUAUUCGGAAAGAGAUCACAUUCCAUUGACGCCGAUAGAGUUACUGUCAAUGAUAUUGAACUUCACACCGACCCUGGAGGAUGAGCCAGGGGAAAAUAUAUUCUGGUCUCCCGCAUUCAAGUCAUUUUUGCAUUAUUGUUUGGUCAAAGACCGAAAGAAACGUCAUUCUCCUCAUCAAAUGUUGAAACAUCCAUGGAUGAUAAGCCAAUCAAAGAAGAGUGUCAAAAUGGACAAGUUUGUCAGACAGUGCUGGGAAGAGUAG